Trichobilharzia regenti is the source of this 3122-nucleotide messenger RNA. Lineage: Eukaryota; Metazoa; Platyhelminthes; Trematoda; Strigeidida; Schistosomatidae. The record is from the annotation of a GenBank genome assembly.
GAAUAAAUGAAGCAUUAAUAGUUAUAUCUCCGCUAUUAUAAUUUCAACUGUUAAUAGUAUUAUUGUAUGCGCAGAAUUAUUGUAAAAUAUCCAAUUAUCUAAACUAAUCAUUAUUUUCAUCUGUAAUGCAGAAGUUAUCUAAGAGAAAUUCACAGUCAAUUUCCGAUAGUAAUACAAAUCAAGAAGAGGAGAAAGAGAAAUUACUUCAUUCAGAACCAUUGAAUAAACAACCCAGGUUAACUAUAUUAAAACAGAAUUUAUUCAAUAAUAAUGACACUAAUCACCAGCAGCUGAAGCAACAAGGAGAACAACUCACUGUCACUGAUAGUUCAAAAACUGACGACCUUGAAAAUAUUAACGCCAAUGACGAAACAUUUUUACAUGACCACAGAAAUUAUAUUAAGUCGAAACUCAACGAAAACGAUAUACUAGAUACACUGAAAUCUUUGUUAACUUGUUCUGUAUGCUUAGAAAUAAGAGAUCAAACAAAUCAAUGCCCAAAUGGACAUUUAAUAUGUUCACAAUGUUCUAUACAAUUAUUACAACAGUCAAGCCAAACAAAUUUAGCUAAAUGUCCUAGUUGUCGUGUUAAUUUACAGUAUAAAUUACGUAGAUGUUUACUAGCUGAACAAAUGACUGCUGAAUUACCACAUGAAUGUCAUUACUGCUUCAAUAUUAUACCACGUAGAUUAAUUAAACAACAUGAAUAUGAAUUAUGCCCAAAUCGUUAUGUAACGUGUCGUUAUAAUCUUGUUGGAUGUGUAUGGAAAGGUAAAUAUGAAGAUUUAAAUUCACAUAUUUCAAAAUGUGACUAUAAACAAAAAACUGUUGAAGAUGUUGAAUCUAAUCUGGUGAGAAACUUAAUUCAUUAUGAAUUAUAUUUAAUGAAUGAAAUACAAUUUAGUAAAACAUUAUCAACUAAAUUAAAUAAUUAUCCAAUGGGAUUAAGAAUUAUACAAAAGCAAAUUGCUGCAUUCCAUAAUGAUUCAUCAGACGUGAAUGCUAAUUCUGUUAAUUAUCAAGCAAAUAACACAACACUUCUGAGUAACUUUAAACGUUUGACUGUUGAAAUUCACAUUAACUGUGAAUUAAAUAAACUGGACUACUCGAUUAAAACUAAGUCGAAUAAAACAACGGAUUUUCUCAUAUGUUUGAAUUCAUUCAAAUGUGGAGAUAUAUUAUUUAAUAUAAACGACCAACUGCACUCAGUACAUUUCGAUGCAUUAAAUAAACAAUCAUCUAGUUAUACUACUGAUGUAUUAAUGAGUAAUGCAUCUCCUAAACUUACUAACAAUGCUAAUAAUGAUAGUAGUAAAAAUCAGCAUCAAUACACAUUUGAUGAUUUAUCCAUAGAUGUUUAUCGAGAUCAAACUAUGUUGGAUAUUCUAAGUCAAAAUAACUGUAUUUUAUUAAAUUUCUUAUUAUUUGUUGAAUAUAAAGAUCCGCUUGAAAUCCAUUUGUAUGGAAAUCAAAGUGUACGCCUUAAUGAACCAUUAAAUGUACAAAUGAGAUUUGAGCAUGCUAAUGGAGAUCAUCAUACACAUGUAUACAAUAGUCCUGGCUCUGACAGUGGUAUAACUAAUGAAAAUGACAAUAAUAAUACAACAACAACAACUACUACUGUUACUCCAAUGACAGAUGUAACUGUUACAACUCCACAAGAUCAAUUAAGAUUAGGUACAUGGACAAGACUUUUAGGAUUACCAACUAAUAGUCUCUUAAGACCAAUUUUAGGCAGUCUAUUCUCAAAUAAUACAUCAACUACAACAACAACUACAACAUCUUUAUCAAGUACAAAUCGAAAUCGUGAUACAAUGAAUGGGAAUAUUGAUAAUUUAAGAAAUCCGAUUAUAGUUACGCUUACUAGAGUAUCAAAUGGUUCUAUUGAUGACUAUGGAGAUGAUACUAUACAGCAGAAUAGUAUAAUAACAGAUAAUCUAAUGGUAAGACAUUUAGAAAAAAAUAAUAAUGCACUUACCGGAUUCGAUGAUGACGGUAAUAAUAAUAAUAAUAUCAAUGUCGACAAUCAUGAAGAAAGUGACUGCUUAACUGAUAACAUUUCCAGUCUUCCAUAUGAAUCAAUCAAUACAGGACAAGUUGUUAAACAAACUAAGUCAGAAAUGGAAUUACAAAACCCAAAUAAUAUUUCACAUGUAUACAAUAAUAAUAACAAUAAUAAUAAUAAUAGGUCCAAUGAACGUAUCAAUAUUUCUGUUAAACGUAAACGUUCAAGAGAUAAAAGUAUCAACUCUAAAGACAUUUAUUGUUCUAAUUGUAAAAAGCAGUGUCCAUUUGAUCAAAUGUGUAUUUCGAAAACUGAAUUAGUCAGUAGAUCUAAUCAUUUAAAAAAUUGCAGUGAAAAACAAUUAAGUGAACAUUUGAAAAGAUCCAAUUCAUUGGUGAAUAAUCCUGUGAAAAGAAGAAAUAUGGAAUUAGAUACAAAUAAAACUAGAUGGAGAAAUGAAGGCAUAAGGAAUAGAAUUAAUUAUCUCUUACCUGUUUGGUUAAAAAAUUGUGUUACAUUAUUUUCAAAUUUUUCACGAUAUUUCCUACGUAAUCAUAUGAUUACAAAAGAGUCACAAUUGAAGAAAAACAGAGAUAAUUUUAUAAUGGAUAAUUCACAGAAUAAUGCAACAUCAGACGCUGACAGCCUUCAAAUUAACGAAAUGCAAUUAAGUGAAACUAGCAAUUUUGAUAUACCAAUAAAUAAAUCUAUUUCUGAUUAUUAUUGUAAAGAAUGUUAUCAGGUAAUGAGUGAUACAGUUGAUAACAGUAAAUGUUUCUAUAAUUCCACUGAAGCUAAACAAACAGAUGGAAAUCCGAAAUUAACAGACUAUCAAUACCCUGAUCAUAGUCAACUACUGCCUACAACUAGCACAUCAUUCCCUUCAGGUGCAAAAACAAUUCCCACAUGUAUAACAAGUAGUGGAGUGUGCCCGUGUAAGAAUGUUACCUCUGAUGUAACUUCAUCAUUUGGUGAAAGUGCAACAUAUACCUAUGAAGUAUGCGAUUUCAAUGUUUCAAAUCCUAAUGUUAAAAUCAAACGAAAAUACACUAGAAAGCCUAAAGUAACUGUAGUGAAGAGUCAAAGAUAUAAAAGUCGUUUUAUAAGGAGAGCAUAA